Molecule: messenger RNA, 1086 nt
Organism: Suillus plorans
Lineage: Eukaryota; Fungi; Basidiomycota; Agaricomycetes; Boletales; Suillaceae
Exons: 3
Coding region: 1-1086 (361 amino acids)
Source: RefSeq, a predicted model, not a curated record
AUGGCGAAACGGAAGAGUACUAGUACAGCGCCUGUCAACAACACUGCAAGUGUAGGCUCAGCCACUCACUGGACCGACGAAGCAACCUCCCGGCUCAUUCAAUAUCUCACACUUCAUCGUGCCGAAGGUGGAGAUGGUAUCAACUUCAAACAGGCAACCUUUGCCGCUGCAGCGGCUCAUUUGUUGGAGCCACCAGACGGCACUCCAAAGGAGAACUACAUAGUGGGAAACAAAAGGGACUGGCAGUCAUGCAAGAACAAAUGGAUUAUGUGCAAGAAAAAGCAUGCCGCUAUUGUUGAAAUCAAGUCGCAAUCAGGCUUUUCGUGGGACGAGGAACUUGGCGCAAAUAUUGGCCUAGCUGAUGCCGCAUGUUGGACAACAUUCACAAAUGCACAUCCUGGUGCAAAGCCGUUUCACAACAAAGGCUGGAAGCACUUUGACGAGAUGGAUGACCUUUUGCGUGCGCAGAUCUCACGUGGCACCAAUGCUUUUCAUGCAGGCCAGGAAACCUUCGAAUCGCAACACACUCCUAGCAACAUCAGCAAUGAAGGCCCUGCUGUCGAGCACGAGCCAGUGGCAUCCACAACAGGAGACUCAGGAGUUGAAGAAGAUGACGAGAGAACAAUUGCAGAGGGAGAGCUAGAUGACGAUGAAGAUGAUAUCAUUCCUUGGGAAGCAACUCCUCCUCCUUCGAAGCGAAAAUCUGCACCUGUGGCUUUGACUCCGUCUCUUACUGCUUCCUCAUCUUGUCCCUCUGGUCCAUCUUCGAAACGCCAGCGCAUUGGUGGAUCAGCCACCGCACUAUAUGCAAUAAAUGAUCCAUUUUCUGAGUUCACCGAUGUCUUCCGUGUAGCCUCACAAUCGCAAAAAUCAGCUAUUGCCUUAUCACCUCAACGCAAGCAGGCAGCAAUGCGACGCGCACAACUUCUAGAAACACAUCUUGAUGAUGAUAGCAUGGCUGCACUUAUCGAAGCUUUUCAGAUGGAUGUCAGCACUGCUGACGCAUAUAUGGUGAUGUCCGACGAUGGGCCAAGGAAGUCUUUUGUUGUCCGCAAGAUCAAAUUUAUCAACAAGCAGGGUCUCUAG